AUCAAUCCAUCAGACCCCGACCAGCCAACAGAUGAGCAAAGAAAAGUCUUAAACCUAAUCGUUAACUUUAUGAUACGCCAUCGAUAUACCAACUUAACUGACGACAAAAUGGCGAAAGUAGACGAAACAGUCAAGGAGUUCACGACGAAUUUAACAAAGGAUAUUAAACGAUUAUUCGGCGGUGGGGAAGAACAGAAAAUGUCGGAAAGCCAACAGAUGGAAGAAAUGGUCGAAGGGGUCAUGCAGCUAUACCCUGAAAUCAGUGAGGAGAAUGCAAGAGAACUCGCCUGGGUGCUCAGAGACAAUGGACUGAGGCUUAAGCAGCAUCUGGACGGUUUCCUAGAUCUGAAAGAUCCGAAGACGAGGUAUGAAGAAUACACGCCAAGACCUGAUGCAGUAAAGUUUAGACAACAGCCGGGGAGAGAUGUGUUGGAAGCGAAUGCACGACGAAAGUUGAUCGUCAACCAAGGAGGAAACCAGGCUAGGAGGAGAGCGGGGCCAAAACACAAUGAACCUGUAAAUAAGUCUGGGGCAACCAUGCCUCCUUUUAUUCUUGAUCCCAAGUUGCUUCACGGCACCCACCACCGAGCAGGAGCCCACCACUGACGCCAUCUUAGCUCACCAUCACCGUGACCUGACCAUCGUCACCUACAUCCAGACGUUUAAGACCUUGAUGACGGAUUACGUCAGAUCCCAAUACACUGAACUGACGCACCACGAGCUGGAGCAAAUCACUGACGUGAUAGAGGAUUUUUUAACGAAAUUCUCUCGGGAUUUAAGAGAUGUUGUCGAUAAAGGAGACAAAGAUACUAUCAAUUACGAAGGUACAGUUACAAGGGUCGAUGAAGAGGUGUAUGUAGAUGAUAACAUGAAUGAUGCUCAGUUUGAAGAUCUUAAACUGAAAGUUAAAGCGGAGUUCCCUGAUAUGGACGAUGCGAUGGUGGAUGAGGUGAUCAGGAGUCUAAGGAAGAAUCUAUUCGAGACGCGACAGAAGUUGGAUAAAAUUAUCAACAGUGCGAAAAGAGCGAAUAUCGAAUACGCUAAAACGGGUAACUUGUGAUUAGGGGUUUGCAGCAUAAUUAUUAUGUUAUUAAAAUAUAAUAAAUAAAAAAAGAUUCUGGACUUCAGAAAAAGUUCA
This is a messenger RNA of Plutella xylostella (diamondback moth), 1138 nucleotides long. RefSeq lists its product as uncharacterized. NCBI's taxonomy places the organism in Eukaryota, Metazoa, Arthropoda, Insecta, Lepidoptera, Plutellidae. The record is from RefSeq and is a predicted model, not a curated record.